Molecule: messenger RNA, 901 nt
Organism: Octodon degus (degu)
Lineage: Eukaryota; Metazoa; Chordata; Mammalia; Rodentia; Octodontidae
Gene: Il3ra
Product: interleukin 3 receptor subunit alpha
Exons: 7
Coding region: 1-642 (213 amino acids)
Molecular function (GO): protein binding
Source: RefSeq, a predicted model, not a curated record
AUGGACGACUGUGACCGCUGCGAGCACUGCUACAUGCGCCUCACGUCCCCGUGCACCGUGACCAACUACACGGUCGUGGUGGCCCGGCCGCCGUUCUCGGCCUGGGUGCUGUUUCCACCGCCAGAGACCUUCAGCGCCCCCAACAUAACCACCGAGUGCAACCAGUCGCAGGCCCGCAUGUCCUGGGCGCCGCCUCAGAGCCACUUCUCAGACAGCUUUGAGUACGAGCUCCUGACGCAGCAGAUUCCAGGCAGCCCCUCCAAGCCCACCCUGCUCUCCGAGAACUGGUUCCUGCUCCCCAACCCUGGCACCUACUCGGCGCAGAUCAGAGCCAGGCCCAAGCUGAACGGGGUCUGGACGGCCUGGAGCACGCCCCAAACCUUUGUGUGCGACUCCGCGGAGAGCUCCCACGCGCGCCUCUGGCGCACGGCCCUGCCGGUGGCCCUGGGCACCGUGCUCCUCGCGGGGGCAGCCGUUGUCGCCUGCAGAAGGUCCGGACUCCUGACCAGGGUCUUCCCGCGGCUCCCGCCCAUGAAGAACCCCCUGGCCGACGCCCCGCGGGACGGAGAGCUGAUGCCCUGGACGGCCAGCCAGGAGGACUGCCCCGUCAGCGAGGUGCAGCUCGUCGUGGAGGAGAAAUGAGACGGGCCUGGGGGUCCUGCUGCUGCCAGAGGGGCGGGUGCAUGACAGAUGGGGCUGGUGCCCUGAUUUGGAGACGCCAGCUUAGGCGGAGAGUCCCGGGCAAAAGCCUUCAAUGCUGGGAAAAGCAAGCAGCUGCCUUGGGGGCCGAGGCAGGAGGGUCUCCCCGGGCCCACCUAGCCUGGACUGUAGAGCGAGGCCAGGGAGCGUGUGCAUUACACAGCCAGACUCUGCCUCAAAACCACCAAAAUAAAAAGUACAA